CCCGCCUCACCCGCCGAAACUGCCAGAAAUCUCGCGAUGGAGGGAGGAGGUGCACCCCCAGAAACACCUGAAGAAGAAAGGCAGCCAGGAUAUGUUCUACCUACAAGUCUUGAAGCCAACAAUUUGAAGACAAACAAUUGGGGGUUCCUAUUUCCUGGGAUCAUUGGUGGGACACUGGUGGCCUUAUAUGCAGUGGCCACACCGUUUAUAACGCCAGCCCUCCGGAAAAUCUGUUUGCCUUUUGUACCUGCGACGACAAAGCAGAUUGAAAAUGUAGUGAGAAUGUUGCAGUGCAGAAGAGGAUCCCUUGUAGACAUUGGUAGUGGCGACGGGCGCGUUGUAAUAGCAGCCGCAAAGGAAGGAUUCACAGCAGUUGGUUAUGAAUUGAACCCGUGGCUGGUUUGGUACUCCAGAUACCGCGCUUGGCGAGAAGGGGUGCAGGACUCUGCCACAUUUUAUAUUUCAGAUUUGUGGAAGGUUACUUUUUCGCAGUACUCAAACGUUGUUAUUUUUGGUGUGCCUCAGAUGAUGCCACAAUUGGAGAAGAAACUUGCUCUUGAACUUGAGGAAGAUGCUAGAGUCAUUGCUUGCCGGUUCCCUUUCCCACACUGGACUCCAGACCAGGUUGCGGGAGAGGGGAUAGACACCGUGUGGGUGUAUGACAUGAGCGCUCUCAGAGGGCGUGGAAGAGGUCCUGAGGAUCCGUGCAUUUCCUGGUGGUCAUCCAGUUAGAAAAUCUCCUGGGAGUGUUUUGAGUGUUGGUGGUCUUUGGGUUUGUAGAGAGCUCCAGCUGUGUCUUCCACAAAGAGUGUACUUUUCUUUGGUAUGGAAUGAGAAAUUACCAUUGCCUUAACUUUUGGAGACAACAAACAAGAACAGCAGGUAGAUUUAAAGUCCUUUUUCAUGAGAUGUGCUGAAAGAUAUGCUCACUACUGUUUCAUGUUUCAUGCACUUGGAUGUAUGAAAAUACAAAUAAAUGAUGGUCUUGUUGUUGGGCAGGCAAGAUGUCAACAGCUCUUCACAUUAUUAAAAAUAUGAUUUAAUGCCACAGAUGUUUGCAGCUUUCUAUAACUUUCUUCAUACUUAAGAUCUCUCUCUGUCUUUUGUACUUCACAGCAAAAUUAAUUUUCUAACGGACUUAGGCAUUCAUAUUUUAUAACAUUUAUUGGGACU
This is a messenger RNA of Manis pentadactyla (Chinese pangolin), 1173 nucleotides long. It is a transcript of the gene ATPSCKMT, whose product is annotated as ATP synthase c subunit lysine N-methyltransferase. NCBI's taxonomy places the organism in Eukaryota, Metazoa, Chordata, Mammalia, Pholidota, Manidae. Gene Ontology annotation, cellular component: mitochondrion. The transcript is spliced from 5 exons. The coding region runs from base 37 to 732 and encodes 231 amino acids. The record is from RefSeq and is a predicted model, not a curated record. Gene Ontology annotation, molecular function: protein-lysine N-methyltransferase activity. Gene Ontology annotation, biological process: regulation of mitochondrial ATP synthesis coupled proton transport; positive regulation of proton-transporting ATP synthase activity, rotational mechanism; peptidyl-lysine trimethylation.